Messenger RNA from Ananas comosus (pineapple), 1912 nucleotides. RefSeq lists its product as uncharacterized. Gene Ontology annotation, biological process: regulation of DNA-templated transcription. Gene Ontology annotation, molecular function: DNA-binding transcription factor activity; sequence-specific DNA binding. The record is from RefSeq and is a predicted model, not a curated record. Bases 274 to 1524 code for a protein of 416 amino acids. The transcript is spliced from 7 exons. Lineage: Eukaryota; Viridiplantae; Streptophyta; Magnoliopsida; Poales; Bromeliaceae.
CAGCCUCAGGGGCGCGCCACGUGGCGCUGCCUUGAGUCGUGAGAUGGAGCGUGAGAUCGCACGGUCAUCCGGGUAUUUUAGGGGGUAAAAGAGGAGCGGAGGGGCCCUCGAAACCCUCUACCCUCAACAACCCAACCCGUCAGUUAGUAGUGGCAGCUGCGACAGCUCCACGAGCAGUCGUGGUAGUAAUCCUGUAGAGCGGUGCAUUUGAAGUGCGGGACGGAGAGCGGAAGCCCUUUGUAUUUUUUUCGAGCUGCGUCGAUCUCGGGCGCCAUGGAGGGAGAACGGGAGGAGACGGGAGGGGCGGGACCGAACCCUAACCCUAGCUCCAGCGGGGCGGGCUCGCGGGGGCAAUGCAGAUCGGGGGGGAUGGUGGAGGUGGAGCUCGACGCGGCGCGGGCGCUCGCCGAUAUGGCGGCGAUCGGGGAACGGUCGGGGGAGAAGCGGACGAGGAAGCGCGCCGAGAACGAGUCGUCCGGGCCCGACUCGGUUCAGGCGAAGAGCUCUCAUGAGCCCUCCUCCGGAUCAGAGCAUUCGUAUUUGGUUCGCGAUCACCGUGAGGGUAAAAGGAUUCAGGCGGAAGCGGAGAAAGAACCAAAGAACCUGCAACUAAGUGUAGAAUUGAGUAAACUAGGCAUCCACUGCUCUGCUAGCCAAACUCCACUCUUUGGCAGUAGAGGGAAGCAAAAUUUGACCGAGGCUGAGAAAGAAGCAAAGAGACUACGCAGGGUGUUAGCUAAUAGGGAGUCAGCUAGGCAGACAAUUCGUCGGAGACAGGCCCUGCGCGAGGAGCUAACAAGAAAAGUUGCAGAUUUGUCAUUAGAGAAUCAGAAUAUGAAGAUGAAGAAAGAAAUUGCCACGGAAGAGUAUCUUGCAUUGAAGGACACAAACAAAAGGCUGAAGGCUCAGGAAACCAAGUGGGACGCCGUGGCGAAAACAGAGCCUGCACCCCAACCGGUUCAAACAACAGUUGCAUCACCAACCAAGCGUUCCGCAGCACUACAUAGCACACAGCCAUUGGUGCCUUAUAUUUGGCGAUCCUUGCCUGCUCGUGGUGCAUGCUAUGAGCAAGGUAAUCCAAGCGUCAGUGGACCGGGUCCGCCGUUCUCCCUGCCCCCGUGUGCAUGGUUUUAUCCUCUUGUCCAUGAAGUGCCUCAGCCCUCAGCGUUAUACUCUCAUGCCUCUAGAGAUCAAUAUGUAUCGUCUAGCAGUGCACAGCAUAGUUUUAAAGAAAACAGACCUUCGCCUGCUGUAGAGGAAGAGGAAGAAGAAGAGGAAGUUCCCUGCUCACUAACUCUAGCCAUUGAUGAAGGAAAAAAGGCUACUAUAUAUGAUAUUCAACGUAAAUCCGUGUCGGACCAGCAUGUGAAGAAUGUACAGAGAGAAACGGAAGGAGGUCGUUCUUACUCUCAUGAGGAAUCUGCAAAUGCAGCGGUGGUGGCAGCAGCAGCAGAGGCCAGAAAGAGGAGGAAGGAGCUCACCAAAUUGAAACAGAUGCACGGAAGACAGUUUGGGUUUCAAUAGUGGGGUAUGAGAUUAAGAAGACAAGGGGAUGACUAGUGCUGUUCUGACUCUCAAGUAUUUGACUCAACUGAAGAUAUAGGAACUUGUGAGAAUCUGCACCUGUCAAUGAAGUGCUGCUGGGUUUUGCUGAACUGUGUUUGUGUAAACUUAGUCCCAAAUGCUUAAAUUUGUGGAAAGCCUGUGAUUGAAAACAGUCUUCAUCAUACAUCCUUGUUUAGAAAUGAGAUCAUUUUGGUAAGCAAGCAAUUUAACUAAUUGUACAGUUUUGAUUGUUUGUAAUUAUCUGUUGAUUUGUGUCAGUGGCUGGAGAGUAUUGACUUUGUGCACUGAGAUCACCACUUGCAAGUGUCAAGUGUCAUAGACUUCAAUAUCUCAUGGUUUAAGGUGA